Messenger RNA from Camponotus floridanus (Florida carpenter ant), 978 nucleotides. RefSeq names its product pupal cuticle protein Edg-84A. Gene Ontology annotation, cellular component: extracellular matrix. The coding region runs from base 79 to 849 and encodes 256 amino acids. The record is from RefSeq and is a predicted model, not a curated record. NCBI's taxonomy places the organism in Eukaryota, Metazoa, Arthropoda, Insecta, Hymenoptera, Formicidae. The transcript is spliced from 2 exons.
CGUCGAUGACAGCGUAUAAAAGUACGAACAAUCUUAUCCCGGAGCAUCAGUCUUCUGACAAUCUUCUCGCAAACAAACAUGGCCGGCACGCUCCUCUUCUUCUUGGGAUUGACGGCGCUCGCUCGCGGAGCUUUGGUGCCCGCUGUGCUACCAGCAGCGGCGCCCUUGGCGAAGCUGGAGGAAUUCGACGCGGUGCCACAGUACAGCUUCGCGUAUGAUGUGCAAGAUGCGGUGACCGGCGACUCCAAGGCCCAAUAUGAGACCCGGAACGGUGACAUCGUGAGGGGUAGUUACAGCCUGAUCGAGGCUGAUGGUACGCGUCGUAUCGUCGAGUAUACCGCGGAUCCGAUCAAUGGUUUCAACGCGGUCGUCAGCAGGGAACCGGUGAUCGCCGCCAUCGCGGCGCCGCUUAGACCGGCCGCGUUGGCGCCGAUCGCCCCGGUUGCUCCCAUCGCCCCGGUCGCCCCGUCAAUUCCCGCCAGCGGACCCGACUCCGACGUCGAGGUGGUCGAGGCCCGAUCGUCGGGUAUCUCGACACCGGCGAGGCGCGAGCAGGAGAGUCAGCGUCAGCAGUUCCAGCGGCUGCAAGAACAACGUCAACAGCAGGAGCAGCAAUUGCAGGAGCAGCAAAGGCGAUCGUCGAGAUUGCAGCUCCAGCAACAGGAGCAGCAGCAGGACCGCCGACAACAGGCCGCAUCUUUACGGGCCGGUCAGGAGCAACAGCCAACGGCGAAUGCUCGAUUCAUCGGUCUCCCGGCCAGGGCGGUAGCCACUUAUCCGACGUAUCCCUACAGCAUCGCGUAUUCCUCGCCGGUCGCUUACGCUGCACCCCUCACUGGUCUCGCUUAGAACCUCUCAUUAGCAUAAAUUUUAUUUGUGUGUAUCUCGAAUUGCAACCAGUCCGCAUCUCGUUGUUUUUACCCCAAUUAUAUACGAUGAAACUGAAAUAAAAAUUGUUUACCAUGAGUUACUUAUAAA